Fraxinus pennsylvanica is the source of this 651-nucleotide messenger RNA. Lineage: Eukaryota; Viridiplantae; Streptophyta; Magnoliopsida; Lamiales; Oleaceae. The record is from the annotation of a GenBank genome assembly.
AUGGCUAAUUCCUCUCCAGCAGUUCUCCCAAUUUCCAAUCCCCAAACCACAACCGACGUUACAACCAUCACCUCCACUCAACAAUCUGCCGUACGUUCACUGUUUUCCCAAAUCUCCGGCACCGUCCGAUCCGGUCUCUCCAAUAGCCGCCCUUGGCCGGAGCUCGUAGACCGGUCUGCUUUCUCGAAGCCUGAGUCGAUCUCCGAAGCUACCCUUCGGAUCCGCAAGAACUACGCGUAUUUCCGGAUUAAUUACAUCUCGAUCGUCACUGUUGUGCUCGCGAUCUCGUUGUUAACUAAUCCUCUUUCCCUUUUCCUCCUCGCUGGCCUUCUCGCCGCCUGGCUUUUCCUCUACAUUUUCCGAUCUUCCUCUGAUCCGCCACUCACAAUCUUGGGACGCCAAUUUUCAGACCGUGAGACUCUUCUGGGCUUGGUCGCCUCCACCGUUGUUGUGAUCUUUCUUACAAGCGUGGGUUCCGUUCUUGUUUCUGCUCUCAUGGUUGGUGUUGCCAUUGUUUGCUUGCACGGUGCCUUUAGGGCUCCAGAGGAUCUUUUCCUUGACGAACAGGAGCCACAGGCCGGUGUUCCUGGCUUCCUUUCUUACUUCACCGGUGCUGCCCCUGCCGCACCACCUGUGCCUGCUAGGAUCUGA